Molecule: messenger RNA, 588 nt
Organism: Thyridium curvatum
Lineage: Eukaryota; Fungi; Ascomycota; Sordariomycetes; Thyridiales; Thyridiaceae
Exons: 1
Coding region: 1-588 (195 amino acids)
Source: RefSeq, a predicted model, not a curated record
AUGCAUCUGUCUUCGUUGCUCAGCAUCCUGGGCACAGUCCCAGUCAUGCUUGCUCUGUCCGUCCCUCGAGGUGAGAGUCUCGAGCCGUGGGAAGUGAGCCAAGUCUCCGUGGCGUCUCCUCCAAGUCUCACGUCCCAGCCAUCCCUUCGGAGUUAUCUCAGCAUCAUCAUCGCGGACCCGAACAUCAUCGACGGUGUCGGCUCCAAGAGCGGCCCGAUCAACUUCCAGCCCAGCAUCGCCCAAUGCAACGUCUCUUGGUAUGCACAAGACGGGGAGCAGCCCUAUGACCAGUCUCGAAACUGUACCCUUGAAACAGGCUAUCCCGCAAAAUGGAGCUUUGUUGUUGUUCCACCAAAUCGCGAGUAUGGAGCGAUGAGUGGAGGGGCCCUGACCAACUUCUCGGUGCAGUUCACGUUGGUUGACGAGAUCAUCACCCCAGUCAACAGUGUACGGAAGGUCUAUGUUGGCGAGGGUCACUUUGAGGUUGGGGAGAACAUGGAAGGCCUAUGCGGUGCGAGUGGCAUAUGUGCCUUCAGCCUCAGGAACGAGUCUGCUCCAGUCCUAAUUGAACAGACCAGGGUAGAGUAG